This is a messenger RNA of Nicotiana attenuata, 4257 nucleotides long. Its product is annotated as protein transport protein Sec24-like At3g07100. NCBI's taxonomy places the organism in Eukaryota, Viridiplantae, Streptophyta, Magnoliopsida, Solanales, Solanaceae. Gene Ontology annotation, biological process: COPII-coated vesicle cargo loading; intracellular protein transport; endoplasmic reticulum to Golgi vesicle-mediated transport. The transcript is spliced from 14 exons. The record is from RefSeq and is a predicted model, not a curated record. Bases 215 to 3391 code for a protein of 1058 amino acids. Gene Ontology annotation, molecular function: SNARE binding; zinc ion binding. Gene Ontology annotation, cellular component: COPII vesicle coat; endoplasmic reticulum exit site.
CUUACGUAAAGAAUAAUGUUUGCUGCCGAAAUUUUAACUGUUAACUCUUGGAGACUUGACCGCUACUUCGACCUCGCUGAAGCUGAUCGCCGACUCUCUCAACUCCGAUUCCACAUUUUCCCGGCGACUUCACGGCGAGAUAUUUAAUCACGUUAAUUCAACCUGCACUCCAAAUUCUUUCAUUGUAUAUUAACAGGAACAGUUCUUUGAAAACAUGGGCACUGAAUAUGCUAAUGGUCCUGCCAUUCCCUCGAGGCCUGUUUCUCCCUUUAGUGUUGCACAAAGUUCAACACCCUUUCAAUCAUCUGGCCCUGUGGUUGGAUCCGAAGCUUCUGCAUUUCGGCAUGCUUCUCCUAGUUCUUCCCAGAUUACGUCUCCUUCCUCUGCAUCUGGUGCCAUGGUUGGAACUGAGGCCUCUGCUUUUAGAACAAUGCCAUCAGGUAUGCCUAAUGAUGCAGCUAGGCCACCUCCAACAUCUGCAUCUCCAUAUGGACCACCAGCUGCUAGCCCUUACCAAUGCUUUCCAGCACCACAGUUUUCUUCUACAGCUGGGGUACCUCCACCAUGCACUUCACUUGCAGGCCAACCUGUUUUACGACCACCAGUUAGACCCGUUUCAGGUCCCUUCUCAACAUCUCAUGUUUCCCUAAAUCCCCAAAUCCAACCUCCUCAUGGUCCGAUGGGAUUCCCCCCUCAAAGUGCGAGCAUGGUGCAACCCGGUGUAGUUGUUCCUCGGUCACCCGUAGAUACCCAGUUUUCUGCUGCCAGGGCGACCAUGCAUCCAUCUUCACCACCAGCAGGUCCAGCUUAUCCUGCUGGCAGACCCGGCUUUCAAUCUGCUUUUCCAGGGUAUAUGAGUCAUCAAAAUACAGCGGGCGCACAGGCUCAACCAAGACAAUCUUUAGCCUUUCCUUCUCAGCAAGGUGGUUAUGUUCCGACAAUGGCAGCAACAUCUAGCCCCUAUCUUGCCCAACAAGGAGGCUAUGCAGCUCCACCAUCAGCAGCAUCUCAACUGGGUAGCUCAAGGGAACAAAUGCAGCAUCCAGGGUCUACACCUCCUACAGCAGUUAUGCAGGGUUUAGUGGAAGAUUUCAGUUCCUUCUCUAUUGGGUCUGUUCCAGGAUCAUUUGAUCCGGGGCUUGAUUCUAAAGUUCUACCAAGGCCAUUGGAAGGUGACCUGGAACGGAACCCUUUGUCCGAGAUGUAUCCGAUGAACUGUAGCUCAAGAUAUUUGAGGCUAACGACUAGUGGCAUACCGAAUUCUCAGUCCUUGGCUUCAAGGUGGCACUUAACUCUUGGAGCAGUUGUUUCCCCUCUUGCUGAAGCUCCUAAUGGGGAAGAAGUUCCAGUAGUUAAUUUUGCCCCAACUAGCAUCAUACGGUGUAAAAGGUGCCGGACUUAUGUGAAUCCCUAUGUGACAUUUACAGACAGUGGAAGAAAGUGGCGAUGUAACUUAUGUGCAUUGCUUAAUGAUGUUCCUGGCGAAUAUUUUGCCCAUUUGGAUGCCAGUGGCAGAAGAACCGAUUUGGAUCAAAGGCCUGAACUUACCCAGGGGAGCGUGGAGUUCAUUGCUCCCACUGAUUACAUGGUCCGGCCUCCAAUGCCUCCACUUUACUUUUUCCUCAUCGAUGUAUCUGUAUCUGCUGUGAAGAGUGGAAUGCUCGAGGUUGUAUCACAAACGAUCAAGAGUUGUUUGGACAAUUUGCCUGGCUUUCCCAGAACACAGAUCGGGUUUAUAACUUAUGACAGUACAUUACACUUUUAUAAUAUGAAGUCAUCCUUGACUCAGCCACAAAUGAUCGUCAUGUCAGAUCUGGACGAUGUAUUUAUUCCGUUGCCAGAUGAUCUCCUUGUCAAUUUGUCGGAAUCAAGAACUGUGGUAGAUGCAUUUUUGGACAGCUUGCCUUCAAUGUUCCAGGAGAAUGUAAAUGUGGAAUCAGCAUUUGGUCCAGCUCUUAAAGCAGCCUUCAUGGUUAUGAGUCAACUUGGUGGUAAAUUGCUGAUCUUUCAGCACGCUCUUCCAUCAUUAGGUGUUGGCCGCUUAAGGCUGCGAGGAGAUGAUCUUCGUGUUUAUGGAACUGACAAGGAGCAUACACUGAGAACUCCAGAAGAUCCUUUCUAUAAACAGAUGGCCGCCGAUUUCACCAAAUAUCAAGUAGCAGUUAAUGUAUAUGGUUUCAGCGACAAAUAUACUGAUAUAGCUACAUUAGGGACUCUUGCGAAGUAUACAGGUGGUCAGGUAUAUUACUAUCCAAGUUUCCAAGCUGCCGUUCACAAAGAAAAAUUACAUCAUGAGUUAGCCAGAGAUCUUACAAGGGAGACUGCUUGGGAGUCUGUCAUGCGUAUAAGAUGUGGAAAAGGUGUUCGAUCCACUACGUAUCAUGGGAACUUCAUGCUGAGAUCUACUGAUCUAAUGGCACUUCCAGCUGUUGACUGUGAUAAAGCAUAUGCGAUGCAGUUAUCGCUUGAGGAAACAUUGCUUACAUCUCAGACGGUCUAUUUCCAAGUAGCCCUAUUAUACACUUCAUCUUCUGGAGAAAGGCGCAUUAGGGUGCACACAGCAGCAGCACCUGUGGUCGCAGACUUAGGAGAAAUGUAUCGCCUGGCUGAUACGGGUGCCAUUGUUUCUCUUUUUACGAGGCUGGCUAUUGAGAAAGCUCUGACCUCUAAAUUGGAGGAGGCUCGAAAUUUUAUUCAACUCCGGAUUGUGAAAGCUCUUAGAGAAUAUCGAAAUCUCCAUGCUGUCCAACACUGCCUAGGAGGGAGGAUGAUAUAUCCAGAAUCUUUAAAGUGCUUGCCCUUGUAUGGAUUAGCAUUAUGUAAAUCGAUAGCCUUCCGUGAUGGGUAUGCUGAUGCUCAGCUUGAUGAACGCUGCACUGCUGGAUACACCAUGAUGGCUUUGCCUGUUAAAACAUUGUUGAAACUUCUUUAUCCGCAGUUGAUUCGUGUAGAUGAAUAUCUUCUAAAAAAACCAUCUUUGGCUGAGGAUUCUAUAGACAUAUGGAAUGGGCUUCCACUUGCUGCAGGGAGUUUAAAUCCUCAAGGUCUCUAUCUCUAUGACGAUGGUUUUCGGUUUGUCUUGUGGUUCGGUAGGGUGCUUUCACCUGAUAUACUUAACAAUUUGCUUGGGGAAAACUUUGCUGCUGACUUCUCUAAGGUUUCUCUUCGAGAACUAGAUAAUGAAAUAUCAAGAAAAUUGAUGGGCUUGCUUAACAAGUACAGGGAAAGUGACAGCUCAUAUUAUCAAUUAAGUUAUCUUGUGAGACAAGGUGAACAGCCUAGAGAAGGAUACUUCCUGCUUGCAAAUCUAAUUGAGGAUGCAGUUGCUGGUGCAAAUGGUUAUCUUGAUUGGAUUACGCAAGUUCACCGGCAAGUCCAGCAAAAUGCAUAAUUUAAGUUUCUUAUGUGCUUGCAAGUUGCACCAUCAAUUCCUGGUUACUUCUCUGGUUGCAGAUCCUCCAUUUUAUCAGUAUUCUUUGUUUCCAGUUUUCUUGGUCCACUGAGCUGUCGUUCUCGUAGGACAUUGGAAGUGAUGAUGUGCCCAUUAUAUAUGGUCUGCUGGAUGAGCUAAAGCUUUCAUAUAAGAAACUCUGCUAUUAGUAUCGACACUGCUGAUUGCUUCAUUUACCUGAUUUAUGGUGUAACACUAACUCGAAGAACUACUAGAGUUUGCUUCUCAAGUUGGAAUCAUUUUGAAAAUGUGCCUGGACCUGCGGAUCCGUGAUGGAGCAUUUUUGAAAUAUUGGAAGAAGGGAGAUCCCGUUUCCUAGUUCUACUGCCUGAGCAACAACAACAUACCCAGUAUUAUCCCACACCUUGGGGUCUGGGGAGGGUAGGUGUCCUUGUGAGGACAGAGAGACCGUUUCCGAUAGACCCUCGGCUCAGGAACUCUACUGCCUGAGCAUGAAGGUUUUUUAAUUUGUUGGUUUUGUGGUCUGGAAUAUUAUUAAAUUGAACAUUUGUGGAGUUGAUUGUCUUUCGUCUUCUUUUUGGGUGGGAUAGAACGUAAGUUUGCAUGCGUUCCUGGGACCUUUUUACUUAGAUGUAGGUAGGUAUGAGGUUUUGUACAUCGCAUCUUAGUUGGGGUAACCCAAAAUUUUCCUGCCCAGGAACAAUUUUGUAUUUGCUUAAGCGAGUAGCGCCAGGAAAAUUCUCUAUGGAGGAAUACGUUACGAUUAUUCAAAAUGCCAUGAAAUUUGUUUAUUAUUUUGGGUUAUACUUAUGGGAAUGAGGAUUAAGCCAAUAUAAUGAGGUGGA